AUGCCAGAUGUGACAGGGUCCGUUCGGCUGUAUGCCGCGCACACGCGCUUGGCAUUUCCUGCUUGGCGUGCUGCUGUCGGUUCAAGAGGCUUCUGCCCAACGUCAAGCUGGAGGUCGCAUUUGAUGUUUGGCGAGAGACACGGAGGUGGGUGGGCUCUGGGGAAGAGGUCCUGGCACGCUUUGAGGCGCAACAGGAGCAGCACUGCCAAACGAAGCCAAAACAAUAAACAACCCUGCAGGUUCAGUUCUGGGGGUGGUUGCGUGUCGUGUUUUUCAGGGUUUCGUGUUUUUUUGUGCUGGAAAAAACGCUUAUUGGUAAGGCGUUUAGCUAGGACUGGUUCUGAUGCUUUGAUUAUAAAAUAA
Symbiodinium sp. CCMP2456 is the source of this 363-nucleotide messenger RNA. NCBI's taxonomy places the organism in Eukaryota, Dinophyceae, Suessiales, Symbiodiniaceae. The record is from the annotation of a GenBank genome assembly.